Messenger RNA from Acanthosepion pharaonis, 807 nucleotides. The record is from the annotation of a GenBank genome assembly. Lineage: Eukaryota; Metazoa; Mollusca; Cephalopoda; Sepiida; Sepiidae.
AUGACUUUCACUCUCUCUCUCUCUCUCUUUUCUCCCUCUCUCUCUUUUCUCCCUCUCUCUCUUUUCUCCCUCUCUCUCUUUUCUCCCUCUCUCUUUCUCUCUCUCUCUCUCUCUCUUUUCUCUCUCGUCUAUAUCUAUCUAUCUAUCUAUCUAAACACCAGAGUCGACACAAUCCACACUGUUAAUCUCUCUCUCUCUCUCUCUCUCUCUCUCUCUCUCUCUCUCUCUCGGCUUUUUUCUUUACUCUCACUUUUCCAUUCAGUUCUUGUUCUUACUAUUCUCAUUGAAUGUUUUAAAAUUGCAUUUAUCCCCUCUCUCUCUGUUUCUCUCUCUCUCUCUCUCUCUUUUUUAUCACCCAUCUCCCUCUUUCUCUCGAUCCCCGACUCUCUUUCUCUCUCUUUCUAUAUCACGCAUCUCUCUCUUUCUCUCGCUCCCGACUCUCUUUCUCUCUUUUUCUCCUUCACUCUCUCUCUCUUUCUCUCUCUCCCCAUCUCUCUCUUACUAUAUCACCCAUCUCUCUCUUUCUCUCGCUCCCUGACUUUCUUUCUCUCUCUUUUUCUCCUUCUCUCUCUCUCUCUCUUUGUCACUCUCCCCAUCUCUCUCUUACUAUAUCACCCAUCUCUCUCUUUCUCUCGCUCUCCGACUCUCUUUCUCUCUCUUUUUCUCCUUCACUCUCUCUCUCUCUCUCUCCCUCCCACUCUCUCUUUGUCGUCACUUUUGUUCUUUCCUUGUCCUUUUUCUUUAUUUCAUGAUUGUCGUCAUCACGUUCGUAACAACGGGAUUUUUCCUUUCUUUAUUUUUCUUUAG